Molecule: messenger RNA, 1797 nt
Organism: Triticum dicoccoides
Lineage: Eukaryota; Viridiplantae; Streptophyta; Magnoliopsida; Poales; Poaceae
Exons: 5
Coding region: 109-1209 (366 amino acids)
Source: RefSeq, a predicted model, not a curated record
CCCUCGAUCGGCCUUGAGCCCUGAGCAACAGGAUAGCCCGGGUCACGGGAAAACACCAAUCCGCCGAAAAAAUAACGCAGGGGCGAGUGAGAAAAAAAAAGAGAACGGAUGCAUCCCGUGUCGACGCAACGCCUGGCGCCCGUCCCCAGCGCCAACGCCAGCGCCAACCACCAGCGCGCGCUUCUCCCGCCGUCUCCUCUGCAGCUUCGGCCACGGACCAGCACCAGGUCCUCGGCGUCCGCCAGAUCGGCGCCGCGCGCCGUCUCGCCCGCGACCCCAACCACCGCAGCCACCAACGACCCGGACGCCGGCGCGCAGCCAGAUAAGUGGGCGGAGUUCGCGGCGCGGGUGUCCGGCGAGUGGGACGGCUUCGGCGCGGACUUCACGGUGGCCGGCGAGCCCGUGGAGCUGCCGGCCAACGUGGUCCCGGACGCGUACCGCGAGUGGGGGGUCCAGGUCUUCGACUGGCAGACGCAGUGCCCCACCCUGGCCGACCCCGCCGCGCCGGGCGCGCUCCACUACCGCCUCGUCCGCCUCCUCCCCACCGUCGGCUGCGAGGCCGACGCCGCCACCGUGCACACCUCCCACCAGCGCCACGUCUCCUCCGCCACCGCCUUCACCUACAGCGGCGGGGGCUCCUACGUGGCCACGUGGCCCAAGGGCCCCUCGGCCGUGCUGGAGGUGGAGCACUGCAUCUGCCACCCGGACAACGCGGAGGUGCGGGUCAGGCUGGUGCAGACGGUGGCGCUGGCCAAGGACGCGGCCCGGCUGCGCGGCGUCAAGGUGUUCUCCGAGCAGUGGUACGGCCCCUACCGCAACGGCGACCAGCUCGGCGGCUGCGCGCUCCGCGAGUCCGCCUUCGCCGCCGGUGAGAGGCUCGCCGCGUCGGAGGUGGCGGGGCAGUGGGAGAGCGCCGCCAGGUUUUCCGGCGCGCUGGACCCCGUGACGGGCAAGUUCGCGGGGCUGGAGCCGGAUCAGGAGCCGCGGAGGACAGCGAGGGACGGUGCCGGCGUGGUGACGCUGCUGCCGAAGCAGCUGUGGAGCUCGCUCAAGGUGAGCGGCGACGGCGAGGACGGCGAGGUGGUGUGCGAGGUCGGGUGGCUGCUGGGCCACGGCAGCGCGGUCACGUCGACGUGCGUCCUCUCUAGAGACGGAGACGUCAAGGAGAUAGCUGCGGCGCAGGAGACCCGGGUGUCGGAGGCCACCUGACCUGCGGCAGCCACUGCCAGGACCUCUUCAGAUAAUGACCUAGGGCCCGUUGGUCAGUGACGCACAUCACGGCACUCCGGCGACAUGGCAGUGAUGCGACGGCGACACGACACGGCAAUUUUUCGGCGAAGCGGCGGUAGCACAAUGGCUUUCUGCUGGGGCAGCGGUGACGCGGUGGGCUUUUGACGAAGCGACAGUGGCAUGGUGGCUUUUCGGCGACGUGGCUGUCCAUGGGGUGGCAACGACACAAUGGUUUUUCAGCGAAUCGGCGCGACAUGGUGGCUUUAUGGCGACGCGGCAACUGUUCACGGGGCGGCAACGACACAGUGGUUUUUCGGCGAAGCGGCACGGUGGCUUUCCUGCGACGCGACAGUUUCAGGCAGUUACCUUGUGCCAAAAGUUUACAGGAAGCAAGACUUCAUCUAAACCAAAGCGAAGUUGAGAUCAAAUUUACAUGAUUGUGUAAAUUCAAUUCACAUUUACAGGAUUUGUUGGAGAUGCUUUUGUGCCGAAACUUCUCUUAAAUGGUAGUUAUUUUACAAAUACGGGUCUGUUGGAGUUGCUAUAAACUAAUUGUCUGUUUGUUCA